This is a messenger RNA of Benincasa hispida (wax gourd), 3900 nucleotides long. Its product is annotated as Pentatricopeptide repeat (PPR) superfamily protein. The record is from RefSeq and is a predicted model, not a curated record. Gene Ontology annotation, molecular function: protein binding. Lineage: Eukaryota; Viridiplantae; Streptophyta; Magnoliopsida; Cucurbitales; Cucurbitaceae.
GGAAUAGGCCAAAGAUCACGUUGGACUUGCAAUCAAAAGCUACCAAUUACUUUCGCUAUGGGCCUUCUGCGGAUUUAUCCAACAUUGUUCAUACUCAAUUCAACUAUCACUCCCAUCCCAAAUCAAAUCAAAGCGUCAAGUUUCGAACUAGUUCCGCUUUCAGUCUCAAAAGAGCAUCGUCAUGAAGCUCGUACGUUCUCGUCGAUGGCUGAGAACUCCUAAUGUAGACAGAAGAAGAUUCAGAAAGUUUUGUACAUGGCGGAGGGAUCUCGAAGAGGACAAUGAAAAUGAUUCGCACUUCGUUUAUGUGCUCGAGCAAAUUGUACGAGGAAAUCAGAGCUGGAAGAUUGCCUUCAACAAUGCAUUAAUUUCAGGUAAUUUAAAGCCCCAUCACGUAGAAAAGGUUUUGAUUCGAACUCUCGAUGACUCUAGGUUGGCUUUGAGAUUCUUCAAUUUCUUGGGACUUCAUAGAAAUUUCCAUCACUCCGCUGCGUCAUUCUGUAUUUUAAUUCAUUCCCUCGUUCAGAAUAGUUUGUUUUGGCCUGCAUCUUCGCUUUUGCAAACCCUUUUGCUCCGUGGACAAAAACCACUUGAGAUUUUCGAGAAUUUAUUGGAAUCUCAUAAGAAGUACAAAUUUUCUUCGAGUUCAGGUUUUGAUUUGUUGAUUCAGUAUUAUGUGCAGAACAAGAGAGAAAUAGAUGCUGUUUUGGUUGUAAAUCUCAUGAGGGAGUAUGGGUUGUUGCCUGAAGUUAGAACUUUAAGUGCUUUGUUAAAUGCUUUAGCGCGAAUUAGGAAAUUCUGUCAGGUAUUAGAACUAUUUGAUACACUUGUGAAUGCAGGUGUUAAGCCUGAUAGUUAUAUUUACACGGUGGUGGUUAGAUGCUUCUGUGAAUUGAAGGAUUUUGACAAGGCCAAGGAAAUAAUUAAUCAGGCCGAGUGCAAUGGAUGUAGUUUGAGUAUUGUAACUUAUAAUGUGUUUAUCCAUGGGCUCUGCAAGAGCAAGAGAGUUUGGGAGGCUGUUGAAAUCAAGAGAUUGCUAGGUGAAAAGGGUUUGAAAGCAGAUUUGGUUACCUAUUGUACGUUAGUGUUGGGAUUGUGUAGAAUCCAGGAAUUUGAGGUUGGGGUGGAGAUGAUGGAUGAAAUGAUCGAGCUGGGAUAUGUUCCAAGUGAAGCUGCUGUUUCAGGAGUCAUAGAUGGGUUGAGGAGAAUAGGGAGUAUUGGAGGUGCUUUUGAGUUUCUACACAAAGUUGGGAAACUUGGAGUAGUGCCUAACUUAUUUGUUUAUAAUUCGAUGAUCAAUUCAUUGUGCAAAAGUGGGAAGUUGGAAGAAGCUGAGUCGCUUUUUAAUGUAAUGACUGAAAGGGCUUUGUAUCCAAAUGACGUCACGUACACUAUCUUGAUCGAUGGAUUUGGACGAAAGGGCAAACUGGAUGUUGCUUCCUAUUACUUCAAGAAAAUGAUAGAGUCUGGCAUUGGUGCGACUGUGUAUUCAUACAAUUCUAUGAUAAAUGGUCAAUGCAAGUUUGGGAACAUGAGAACGGCGGAGCUUCUCUUCAAGGAGAUGGUUGACAAAGGAUUGAUACCAACAGUGGCAACUUAUACUUCAUUGAUAAGUGGAUAUUGCAGAGAUGGGUUGGUGCCAAAAGCAUUUAGGAUAUAUCAUGAAAUGACCGGAAAAGGCAUUGCUCCAAAUACUUUUACUUUUACUGCUCUUAUUUGUGGUCUGUGUCAAAUUAACAAAAUGGCUGAAGCCAGUAAAUUAUUUGAUGAAAUGGUUGAACUGAACAUUCUUCCAAAUGAGGUGACUUAUAACGUUUUGAUUGAGGGGUACUGUAGGGAAGGUAACACCACAAGAGCUUUUGAAUUGCUGGAUGAAAUGAUUAAGAAGGGCCUAUCACCAGACACAUGCACCCAUAGGCCCCUAAUUGCUGGUCUUUGCUCUACUGGUAGAGUUUCCGAAGCCAAGGAGUUCAUAAACGACCUUCAUCACGAGCAUCAAAGGUUGAAUGAGUUGUGUUAUACUGCACUUCUGCAAGGUUUCUGCAAGGAAGGAAGAAUUAAUGAAGCGUUAGUUGCUCGUCAAGAGAUGGUAGGACGUGGAGUGCAUAUGGAUCUAAUAAGUUAUGCUGUUCUUAUCUGUGGAGCUUUGAAGCAGAACGAUAGAAGAUUGUUUGAUCUUCUAAGGGAAAUGCAUGCUCAUGGACUGAGACCAGAUAAUAUAAUAUACACCACUUUGAUUGAUGGCUCCAUCAAAGCAGGAAAUCUCAGAAAGGCAUUUGGAUUUUGGGACAUUAUGAUCAGUGAAGGAUGCAUUCCCAAUGUCGUGACUUACACAGCGUUGGUGGAUGGAUUAUUCAAGGCAGGACAUGUCAAUGAAGCCAAACUGCUUUUCAAGCGUAUGCUGGUCGGUGAGGCUAUUCCCAAUCAUAUAACUUAUGGUUGUUUUCUGGAUCACCUCACAAAAGAAGGAAAUAUGGAGAAUGCUCUACAACUACACAAUGCAAUGCUCAAACGGACUUUAGCAAAUCCUGUCACGUAUAAUAUACUUAUCCGAGGUUAUUGCAAGAUAGGAAAAUUUCAUGAUGCAGCCAAGCUUCUUGAUCGAAUGAUUGGAAAUAGUAUCAUCCCCGAUUGCAUCACAUAUUCGACAUUUAUCUAUGAAUAUUGUAGGAGGGGUAAUGUGGAUGCAGCUAUUGAGAUGUGGGAGUGUAUGCUACAAAGAGGCUUGAAGCCUGAUACAGUAGCAUUUAACUUUCUAAUACAUGCCUGCUGUCUCAAUGGUGAACUGGACAGAGCUUUGCAGUUGCGCAAUGACAUGAUGUUAAGGGGUUUGAAACCAACUCGGUCGACAUAUUAUUCCCUGAUUGGUGCGACUUGCUCAACGAGCUAGGUUGACACCAGUUCAGUGGUUGGUGAAUUGAUGACAAUGCUUGAAGGAAACCACGUCGCGGACUUCUAACAUCUGCAGUUGCAAAGAGGGGAGACUCGACACUGUAGUUAAUAAUACGUCCUGUAGAAUAGAAGCAGGAAUGAUUGUUGUGCAUUAGUGAUGGAUGAUGAGCAAAAUAAAGCGUACAAACUUUGUUUUUGGCGGCAACAACAUUAAAUACCCAGCUUUCAGAUGUUGGGUAAGUUCAGCGGCUUGGUUUCCAUUGACUAUUGGGGGGUUUGAAGUGAAGUGAGAUCUUAGCGUUGGAAUGCCUAAAGGCCAAGGAGUUAAUCCAAAGGUUCUAUAAGAGAAAGAAGUUUGGUUGUGGUUUUGAACCCAAUUUUUGAGGAUGAUCCUUUCUCCGGUGCAAGUUUGGGCAUUUUGUUAAUCUCAAUGCCAUCAUCCGUAAAUGUGAUGCAAACUUCACUACAAGGAAUAAAAUUGAUCCAAAAUAUGUAUGUGUAUGUUAUAGUAACCGCUUGGAGUUGAGGUAAGAGAAUUUUGUUUUCUUGUUUAUCUUACUGAAUUUGGGCUUGUUAAAAACAUUUUCAGACCUAAAGCAUUUUGUCUUUCAGUUAUCUUAUUUGAUGGACCUUUUCAAUUUGAUUCUUUGAAAAAGGUUCUAAUUUAGAGCAGUGGACAAUUGGAGCUAGUGAGGGAGGAGUUGUCACUUUUUAGUCAUCCCAAUCUACUUCCACCUCUGUCUGCUUUGAUUUAUAAGCUUUGAUUUGAUUCACGGAUGUAACGGUAUUUCGUGUUAGGUUUGUGAAUCAUGUUACCAGUAGCUUUUUCUUAAGUUUUUAGGACUUUGUAGAUGGUAUGAAAAUGUAUUCAUAUGGGGUUGAUAGUUAAUUAUAUUUUUGAACUUAUCCAUAUGGGUUCAUAUUCUUUUAACUUAGAAAUUGUUCAUUUGAACUUUGUUAUGAACUUUGUUAACAUGAAGUUAUUAUAUGAUAGUAUAUAUGUUCAAG